Cyclopterus lumpus (lumpfish) is the source of this 1116-nucleotide messenger RNA. RefSeq names its product heparan sulfate glucosamine 3-O-sulfotransferase 6-like. The transcript is spliced from 2 exons. Gene Ontology annotation, molecular function: [heparan sulfate]-glucosamine 3-sulfotransferase activity. Bases 7 to 1116 code for a protein of 369 amino acids. The record is from RefSeq and is a predicted model, not a curated record. Lineage: Eukaryota; Metazoa; Chordata; Actinopteri; Perciformes; Cyclopteridae.
CAACUCAUGGGAUGUAGUGGAUGCAGAGUCAGGCUCAACUUUGGCAAGGUGCUCUCCAAAGUCUCGGUGUUUUUUACCAUGGUCCUGAUCUUCACCUACUUCUUCUACUGCCUCGCCGGACUCUGCGAUUCGGCUCCGAGAGCUCUGUACAGCCAGCACGCGCCCGACUAUGAGGUUCUGGACGACCCCCGCAGAGUUCUGGACGAGCUGCGACCCUCUCCGCGUCUCCUGCCGGAGCGGAACCGCACAGUCUCCGAGGACGCGGCGCAGGUGGACGCGCCCGGACAGCAGCUGCCUCUCCACGUGCCGAGCCCCGGCCUCCCCGUGUCCAACACGUUCGGGACCAAGAGGGUCCCUCAGGCGAUCAUAAUCGGCGUGAAGAAAGGAGGAACCCGCGCCCUGCUGGAGUUUCUCCGCAUCCACCCGGACGUCAGGGCGGUCGGUGCCGAGCCUCACUUCUUCGACCGGUUUUACGAUAAAGGGCUGGAGUGGUACAGGAACCUGAUGCCCCGGACUCUGGACGGCCAGAUCACCAUGGAGAAGACCCCCAGCUACUUCGUCACAAAGGAGGCUCCUACCCGUGUCUGCACUAUGAACUGCCAAGCCAAGCUCAUUGUGGUGGUCAGGGAUCCUGUGACGCGGGCUGUAUCUGACUACACCCAGACACUGUCCAAGAACCCAGGGCUUCCAUCCUUCCAGAGCCUGGCUUUAAAAAACUCCACCACUGGUCUGAUUGACACCACUUGGAGCGCAGUCCGCAUCGGCCUCUACGCCAAGCAUCUGGAGAACUGGCUCCAGCACUUCCCCUUGUCUCAUUUCCUGUUUGUAAGCGGCGAGCGGCUGGUGUCUGAUCCGGCAGGCGAGAUGGGCCGAGUUCAGGACUUCCUGGGACUGAAAAGGGUUGUUUCAGACAAACACUUCUACUUCAACCAGACCAAAGGUUUUCCCUGCUUGAAGAAGCCUGAAGGGAGCAGCAGACCUCGCUGCCUCGGAAAGUCCAAGGGCAGACCUCAUCCCCAAAUCCCUGCCGAGGUCCUGCAGAGGCUCAGAGACUUCUACAGGCCCUUCAACCACCGUUUCUACCAGAUGAGUGGGCAAGACUUUGGCUGGGACUGA